AUGGACUCCUUCGAGGCUGCCCCCGAACACCCGCCGCUCUCGCGCAACAGCUCGAAGCCGAAGGGCAUCCUCAAGAACGCGCCGCUCGCCACCCCGGGCGGCAUCCAGCACCUGCAGUGGGACGAGGAGAACCUCGCGCUGACAGAGGCGCAGAAGGACAGCCAGAUGAAGAUCACGGAGCCCAAGACGCCCUAUGUGCGCUACAACGCUGAGACGGACACCGUCGAGGGUGACAUCCCGAACUUGGACCUGAACGGCCGUGUGGCGAGCCCGGGCCCGGUUUCGCCGCUGCGCGCGCCGUCGCCGACGAGCAGCACCGGGGCGACAGGUGGGGGCUCCGGCCCGCCGUCGCGGCGGACGUCGUUCUCGAGCUCGAGCGCGGGUGGGCGGUCGUCGACGCCCGGGCGCACGAGCCGCUCCUCGAGCCGGAGCACGAGCUUUAACCUGCCGAACGAGGCGCGCGAGGUCAUCCGCCUCGAUGGGCGGCAGCCCGGCGACGAGAUCGAGUGCGAGGAGGAGAUGGACGAGGAGGCUAUGAAGAAGCACGCAGAGUUCGUGCGGGCGCGUGGGAGGCACUACUCGAACGAGGCGGAAGCUAUGAAGGUGCGUGCGAAGGCGAAGGAGUUGAUGGAAGAAGACGACGAGGAGACGUCGUCUGUUGCGGAGUCCGCGAGCAUCGACGAGGACAGCGUGAUGGAGGACGAGGACGGGUCGCAUGUGAACGGGAUUGGGAUUGCGCACUGA
This is a messenger RNA of Trametes versicolor FP-101664 SS1, 744 nucleotides long. RefSeq lists its product as uncharacterized. The transcript is spliced from 5 exons. The record is from RefSeq and is a predicted model, not a curated record. NCBI's taxonomy places the organism in Eukaryota, Fungi, Basidiomycota, Agaricomycetes, Polyporales, Polyporaceae. Gene Ontology annotation, molecular function: protein phosphatase inhibitor activity. Gene Ontology annotation, biological process: regulation of signal transduction. Bases 1 to 744 code for a protein of 247 amino acids.